Messenger RNA from Solenopsis invicta (red fire ant), 1672 nucleotides. RefSeq lists its product as uncharacterized. Lineage: Eukaryota; Metazoa; Arthropoda; Insecta; Hymenoptera; Formicidae. The record is from RefSeq and is a predicted model, not a curated record. Bases 505 to 1314 code for a protein of 269 amino acids. The transcript has a single exon.
AAACAAACGUACGUCGCAGGCUUGUCAUUUCGUAAACAGUAAACUUCAGUAACAUCAUUUGACAACAUUCGGAUCAUGUCACCAUUUGGAUAACCCGGUCAAAAUUUAUGUAACAAUUUGCCAUCAUGUUACCUAAUAAGUCCCGUUAUUCACACACAUAGCAAAAACAAAUUAACAAAAUGAUCGCGGCAACUUACAACUGCGGCUGUCCAGCAAAGCUAUCCUCCCUGAUUCCUGACCCAGUCGAAUUGCAAGCAUUUUGUUCACCUUGCUGCUUUCAAUCACAGCGAUCUAGGCGAGUUGCAAAUACAAGCAUAAUGUUGCACGCAGUAUAGAAUUAAAUAUAAAGAAAUCAAAAUACAUCCAUCCAAAGGCGUAGUUUGUUGCUGCAUCAAUCGUAAAAGUUUUCUCCAUAUUCCACCAUAUUCAGAGAAUAUUUCUUCUGUACACUUAUCAUCAGCCCGUUCACAAUACUCUCAUUGUUACGCUGUGGAUACAGUUAAGAUGUAUUCGAUUUCUUUACACAGGCCGGUAAACGCUGCAGUGAUUUCUAGAUCGAAAGAGAGCAUGAGCAAGCAGUUUCCGCAGAGGAGCAGAAACGAAAAGAAAUUGAAGAACCUUGAAACGUCUAACACGGAACAAGCUCCGACUGACAGGGUCAUUUCUGAAAUCGUUAGAAAGGAGCAGCCGUACAAGGAGAUCGAAGCUAUCAUCAAUGACAAUCGUGUCAUCGUCAGAGUGCAGAAGGAGCCAGUCAAAGAAGAGUACGAUCCCCCAUGCGAAUGCAUUGGUCAAGUAGCUUCAAAGGAGCUGAGCCAAAGAAAGUGCGACGACGGUUUCGUGUUCGAUAUGGCUCACGGAAAUUUAGAACUCGGUCGUACUCCUCGAGAGGAUGCGCCGUCGACGAAGAAAACCUGCGAGGAGGCGGGAUGUCGCACGGUCACGUUGUAUCCAAACAUAAAAGAUAAUGCGAAAAAUGUUCGUAUGGAGAGCAGGGAAGUUAGAAGGUCAAAGACAAGGCCAAUUGAUCUCGAGGAAAAUCCGAACAUAUUCUUAUUGAGGAUUAGGAAGCACUGUGAUAGUGGUGAUAAGAGACAGACAAUCGAUCUUGAGUUUCGGGCACCGCGUCCAUGGCUACCAAAGAAGAAGGAGAAGAAGGAGGAUCUACUUGAACCUGAGAUAUUAAAGGAACAUGAAGAUACUGACAAGGAAUACGAAACGGAUAAGAAAUAUGAAGAUGACAAGGAAUAUAAACAUGAUGAACAUGAAGAUGACAUAGACGGAAAAAUUGAUGCUCAAGAGAAGAAUGAUUAACUGAAAAUAUAAAUUCCGCUAGAAAAUAUCAAAAUAUUUUUGAAUAUCUUCUAAAUAUUUCUCAACUUGAUUUAAUAUUUUCCAUCAUUUGAGCAAUAUUAUGCGUAUUAUAUCAUUAAUAUCUCUUUAUGCAACAUAUUAUAUUAUACAUUUAAAAUGACAUAUAAUAAGAAGUUCCCUUCAAUUUUAUUUCAUAAAUAAAAAAUGAAAAAAAUGAUAAAAGAAUUAAUAUUGUAAAAUAAAUAUUAUAGAAAAAGAAGAUCUAAUAAAUAUAUCUCUCUUUUGUUUUAAUAAAUAAUUUUCAGUUUUUAUUGUAUAAUAUUUGCAAAAUGCGCAAAUAAAUAAUUGGAUAAUUAUU